Messenger RNA from Capronia epimyces CBS 606.96, 1260 nucleotides. RefSeq lists its product as uncharacterized. Lineage: Eukaryota; Fungi; Ascomycota; Eurotiomycetes; Chaetothyriales; Herpotrichiellaceae. The record is from RefSeq and is a predicted model, not a curated record. The transcript has 3 exons. Bases 1 to 1260 code for a protein of 419 amino acids.
AUGGCUACUAUUGGCAGUCGCUUUCACCAUAUUGGGCUUGUCAAGGUCGAGAACAAGGCCCACUGGCAGCAAAGGAAAAGCAUUGGAGGCAUCAGGUCGUAUAAGUUGCUGACGAUUGAAUGGUCGAUUUCAAAAGAAGGAAAUUCCGUCAUCACGAACGAGUGGCGGUAUCCUCCUGUGACCGCGAACAAGUCUUUCAACUUGGAGACUACGCCGCCACCGGCUUUCCGUGCCUUUCGAUAUUCGUACAAGCGACAUGUAAUCGAUGUCAAGAAACUCGAUCUGGAUGAAUGGAUUCCUCUCGACAACGAGUUUCCUCGCUACCACGCAGCCAAGGUCGCCAGGCUGGCGGACCGGGGUGACAAGAUCGUCGGCACCCUGCCUUGUGCGACGGAUGCGGCAAGGGAACUCUGUCAAGACCUAGCGGAAUAUCUGUCUGCUCGGUAUCCCCAGGUGUAUCAUGUCACCCGCUCUGCAUCGGACAAGGACGGUUGGGAUGGACAAGGGUCCAUAAGUCGUGUUGAGAUGCCGAGCCUCGGUGCCUCAUAUGAUCUUGUCAACGAUGACAACAUGACGGUGGCUGGUUUGCUGCAACCGACUGACUUGAAUAUCUUGACCAAACUACCCGAUGGCCAGUAUCAACUCAGCGCCGUCAUGUUCGGCAUCGGCGGUGGCCAAAGACUGAAAGACAAAUUAGGCAGGUGCCUGGCCGAUUUGCAUUUCGGUGGUCAAGUGCCGCACUUCAAGGAACAGCUUCAAGCGCCCCUCGAUCGAUUCUUGUCCAAGUUAAAGGUGGACAGCCCGAUUGUGAGACAUACCACCGCUCUCUCCAUCCACGACGAGUUGCAUUGGCCAGAAAUAACCAUGGGGCCAGAAGACGACUGGGAUCCAGUGAUCAGGGGUCCAGCAGUUGGCUCCAAAGGUGCCGCCACGUUUAAACCUCCACAACCAGUUUCCGAUAUUUCCAGCAUCUGGUUUCGUCAAGAACGGCAAACGCUUCGCAGGCUUCCCAAGUCUGGCGCAAUUGUUUGGUCUGUUCAUACCUAUAUCACUCCCAUAACUUCCAUCCUCGACGAGCCGGGAAUCCCGGGAAGGCUUGCCUCCCUUAUAAGGAGCUGGGACGAUGAACUCGCAGCACACAAAGGGCGAGACCUUUAUGCCGGCGUCUUGCUUCCACAUCUGGAUGCUCUGCAUUUAGAACAGGUCAAGGCCGGUGUGUGUGAGGAUGAGCCGAUGGCGUUGCCCAACUUCCCGUUUUAA